Messenger RNA from Schizosaccharomyces cryophilus OY26, 2363 nucleotides. Its product is annotated as glutamate-tRNA ligase. Lineage: Eukaryota; Fungi; Ascomycota; Schizosaccharomycetes; Schizosaccharomycetales; Schizosaccharomycetaceae. The coding region runs from base 48 to 2195 and encodes 715 amino acids. The transcript has a single exon. Gene Ontology annotation, cellular component: methionyl glutamyl tRNA synthetase complex; cytosol; cytoplasm. The record is from RefSeq and is a predicted model, not a curated record. Gene Ontology annotation, molecular function: glutamate-tRNA ligase activity; ATP binding. Gene Ontology annotation, biological process: glutamyl-tRNA aminoacylation; translation.
GGAACCUACCAAGAACCAACUACAGUGGGCUGACUGAACAUUCAAGAAUGUCGCUUACAGUAGCUCUUAAAGCAAAGCCUAUUGCUUAUAGUGCAAUUGCUUUUUCUGAAUUUGUGAAUGCUUCUGGCCUAGCUCAUAUUGCUACUAAAUUCGAAGAUGUCAAUCUACUCGACAAUGCCGACAAGGAAAGUAACGUUGCUGUUGAUUUAGACGGUAACAAGAAAGAGUAUGGAUCCGAAAAAGUCGUCGCCGCUUUCCUCGAAAAGUUCCCUGAUCUUUUUCUGGGAAAGAAUGAAGCAUCGUCCGUUCAACCCUGGAUUGAGUUAGCAGCUGCCUUGGCUCCUUCUCAUAACUUUAUGGAAGUCUCAAAUAUGUUGGCGCAAUUAGAUGAUCAUUUGAUUAUGCGCACUCUUUUUGUUGGUUAUUCUUUGACCAUUGCCGAUAUGGCCGUCUGGGGUGCUUUAAAGGCCAACAAUAUGGCUGCUGGUGCCGUCCGUACCGGCCAAUACCAUAAUCUUGCCCGUUGGUACAGAUUCAUGGACACUCAGAAGCCUUUUGCUACUGCCUUGGAAAACUUCACUAAGGCUGUUAAUGCUAGCAAGAAGCAAAAAUCUUCUGGUCCCAACUACGAAAUUGGUCUUCCAGAUGCUAUAGAUGGAAAGGUUGUUACCAGGUUCCCUCCUGAGCCCAGUGGUUACUUGCACAUUGGUCACGCCAAGGCAGCUCUCUUGAAUGAGUACUUUGCCAAGAAGUAUCAUGGUAAACUCAUCGUUCGUUUUGAUGAUACCAAUCCUAGCAAGGAAAAUGUAGAGUUUCAAGAUGCUAUCUUAGAAGAUGUUGCUUUGCUUGGUAUCAAGCCCGAUGUCGUAACCUACACCUCGGACUACAUGGAUCAUAUUCAUGACUUGUGUAUCGAAAUGAUUAAGUCUGGUCAAGCUUAUGCUGAUGAUACCGAGGUAGAACAAAUGCGUGCUGAAAGAAACGAGGGUAUUCCUAGCAGAUACCGUGAACGACCUGCCGAAGAAUCUCUUGCCAUUUUUGCGGAAAUGGACAAGGGAUCUGAUUUAGGUUUAAAGAACUGCAUCCGUGCUAAAAUCUCCUAUGAGAACCCUAACAAAGCCCUUCGUGAUCCCGUAAUUUAUCGCUGCAAUCUUUUACCUCAUCAUCGUACCGGUACCAAGUAUAAGGCUUAUCCUACUUACGACUUUGCUUGUCCGAUUGUUGACUCCCUCGAAGGUGUCACCCAUGCUUUACGUACCACCGAAUAUCGUGAUCGCAACCCCAUGUACCAAUGGAUGUUGAAGGCUAUGAAUCUUCGCAAGGUCCACGUUUGGGAGUUCUCUCGUAUGAACUUUGUCCGCACCCUCCUUAGCAAGCGUAAACUUACUGCUUUAGUUGACCACGGUUUAGUUUGGGGUUGGGACGAUCCUCGUUUCCCCACUGUUCGUGGUGUCCGUAGACGCGGUAUGACCAUCGAUGCUUUGCAACAGUAUAUUAUCUCUCAAGGUCCCAGUAAGAACAUUCUGACUCUUGACUGGACCUCUUUCUGGGCUACUAAUAAGAAAAUAAUUGAUCCUAAUGCUCCUCGUCAUACCGCCGUCGCAGAAGAAGGUCUUGUGAAGGCAACUCUUACUAACGGUCCUGAGGCUGUUUAUACUAAAGAACGUCUCAAACAUAAGAAGAAUCCUAGCUUGGGUAACAGAAACGUUGUUUAUUCUCGUGAUGUUCUGAUUGAACAAGCUGAUGCUUCUGCUCUUAAGAAGGACGAAGAAGUUACUUUGAUGGACUGGGGUAAUGCUUUCGUUAAAGAAAUUACUCGUGACGAAUCCGGAAAGGUUACUGCAUUGAAGCUGGAACUUCACUUGGAAGGUGACUUUAAGAAAACCGAAAAGAAGGUUACUUGGUUAGCUGAUACUCAUGACAAGGUACUCGCUGACCUUGUUGACUUCGAUUAUUUGAUUACUAAGGAUAAGCUUGAGGAAGAUGAUGAUUACAAGGAAUUUUUAACUCCUCAAACUGAAUUCCACACUUCUGUUUUUGCAGAUAACGCUGUCAAGGAUUUGAAAAAAGGAGAUAUUGUCCAGAUUGAGCGUAAGGGUUAUUUCAUUGUGGAUACUCCGUUCGAUGGCAAUGGUAUCACUUUCUUCAAUAUUCCUGAUGGUAAAACUGUCAACCGUUACGGAUCGAAAAACUGAUUAGAAAAUUGCUGUACUAGGAUAUUCUUUAAGUUAAAAAGAUAAGGUUUUGGUUGUACACAAUUUCAAAUAUUAGAUUCAUAUAGAUAUUUAGAUAAUUCAUAAUUAUUCGCUCUAUAGAAAACAAUCUAAAUGUAAACUAACAAAAAUGCCAAAAAGUAAGGGCCA